Molecule: messenger RNA, 657 nt
Organism: Neospora caninum
Lineage: Eukaryota; Apicomplexa; Conoidasida; Eucoccidiorida; Sarcocystidae
Product: putative zinc knuckle domain-containing protein
Exons: 6
Coding region: 1-657 (218 amino acids)
Molecular function (GO): nucleic acid binding; zinc ion binding
Source: RefSeq, a predicted model, not a curated record
AUGCCCGCCACAGUCACCAACGUUCGCAUGCCCGACAGCAAUCGGGUUCCUGUCUCGCUGACUCUUCGAACACACGCCAUUUGGAGAGACACAGUUGGGCACGAUCCGUACGCCCCACAAGGCUCAGAAAACACAGCCGCUGCAGAUGCGUCCCUGCGAGACAAGGCGCAAGAACUGCUGGUCCUUGCUCGUCUCACAGGAUCCGUCGCAUCUCGCACGCCUGGCGCAUGCGCGAAAUGCAAACAAGUCGGACACCUAGCCUACCAGUGCCGCAAUAUGCUGACCGGCUCGACAGACGCACCUGACGAUGCACAGCUGGCCUUUCGCCGCGUUCAGGAAAGAGACGAGGAGGAAGACGACAAGAGAGCUCGAGAGGCACUCGGCAUAGCGACGGACUCGGAGGAGAGCGACAACGACUUUCUGCGGCGGAAACGCAUGCGCACAACCACGCCGAGCGGCGCGGGCGUCUCGCGUUCGGCGGAGAAGAAGAAAAAGUCGCGGAAAGUCUCCUCUUCGUCAAGCAGCGACAGCGGCUCCGAUAGCAGCAGCUCGGACAGUGAGAGUGAGAGAGAGAGGAAAAAGCGCAAGCGCAAGGCGAAGAAGCAGAAAAAACGUGACCGGAAGUCGAAGAGCAAGAAGAGAAAGACGCGGGGAUGA